Messenger RNA from Lizanozyma spartinae, 1038 nucleotides. RefSeq names its product ssDNA endodeoxyribonuclease. The record is from RefSeq and is a predicted model, not a curated record. The coding region runs from base 1 to 1038 and encodes 345 amino acids. The transcript has a single exon. Lineage: Eukaryota; Fungi; Ascomycota; Pichiomycetes; Serinales; Debaryomycetaceae.
AUGGCGGCUAGGGAUAUAGUUAUGCUCUUAGAUGAGCUUAGAGACGCGUAUGCGGACUUGAAGCGAGAAAAGGGGGAGUUGAGGCGAGAAUUGGAUCAGAUCAAAGCCGAAAAUAGAUACCUAAAGAAUUAUAUAGAUGAUCUUGAACUAUCACCAACCAAGAAGAGGUCCAGGAAAAGGGGGAUAAGUCAACUAUUGACUCAAUAUUCCGAAGAAGAGGAGGAAGAAAGUAAUAAGAAUAUUCAAUCAAGUAUUAGUGUAUAUAAGAAGACACUGGUUCAGUUGCUUAAAGAGUCAUCUUCACCUACUAAAGCUUCUCAAGCGACUACAGUGAUACUGCUGUCACCUACAAAGAUGAACAACAUUAAUAAUGAAGUUACCAAAGAAAUUCCUGGAUCUAUACCAUUUCUAGUUGAACCUCUUAUAAAGGACGAACAUGGACAAGAGUCAGAGCCAGAAGAAGACAUCAUAGAGGAUAGUGAGAAUGAAGAAUCAUUAAUAAUACCUGCAGAUUUCACUCGACUUCAACGGAAACAUUUGAAGUUACAACAUUUGGAAGCAAAGUAUUGGAAUGAUCUUACUUAUACCAUUAACUUGACUACCAACCCUAUAACGGAGAACUCGUGGAUCAUUACAGAUUUCAAACGUAAUCAUCAUUAUAAACCGCGUCAUUUGUCGCAGUUCAAGAGAACCAAGCUUCAUACAACCAAUGACAAAGAGAAUAUGCUUCAAUUCUACAAAGCAUUAAAUAACGAAAAUAAAAGUGAUAUUGACGACGACAAAGAUGACUCUGAUGAUGAGGAGAACGAAUUGAGUCAGCUUGCAGGUAAAUGGCCAAGUCCACCUGGGUUUAUGAGGAGUGAGUUCCCCAACACUCAAGAGCACAUACAGAGACAAGCCAUCAUAGAUGCCAGGAUCAAGGAUAGGCUCAGACGACGAUUGAAACUGAGUUUGAGACAAGGUAUGUGGCUUUUCACGGUAGACAUCCUUAACAAGUAUGUCAGUGCAAAGAGGUUUCUGAUAGACAUGGGUGGAUAG